Neodiprion virginianus is the source of this 3296-nucleotide messenger RNA. It is a transcript of the gene Rfwd3, whose product is annotated as E3 ubiquitin-protein ligase RFWD3-like. The record is from RefSeq and is a predicted model, not a curated record. The coding region runs from base 1240 to 2973 and encodes 577 amino acids. Gene Ontology annotation, molecular function: ubiquitin protein ligase activity; protein binding. The transcript has 3 exons. Gene Ontology annotation, cellular component: nucleus. Gene Ontology annotation, biological process: interstrand cross-link repair; protein ubiquitination. Lineage: Eukaryota; Metazoa; Arthropoda; Insecta; Hymenoptera; Diprionidae.
AGUUAGCCGGCGAUCUUUGAAUUUGUUAAAAAUGCAUUCCGGGAACCUCUUAAAUGAUUCGCAGAUAUUGCAAAAUCGCAGAAUUUCCAAAGAAUCCAUGUGACAAAUAACUUUGCGUAACCAGUCCGCGGGUAAGUGGGUCUCAGUGGGCCCUGGGUAGGCCCGGGGCCAUAAGAAACCGUGUUGGUGAUACGGUAGCUUUUUCAUCGGCGAGAGCCAUUUAGCACGCAAUCCCAAAAGACACAAAACCCAGUUUUCAGUAAUCGUCUAAGCACAAAUGAGCCAGCCUUGGGUAAUUCAAAAGUUCGUUCUGUUCACAAAUAAUUUACCAACUAUAUUUUAUUACAAUCAAUUGUGGCUUAUUAUGACUUCGCAAAACAUACGAUUCCCAGAGAGCUCGAUAGAAAAAAGUCGAAAGCCAUGCAAAGCGUACAUUUACAGAAGGAAAUUAAAAAUAGCAAGGAUCAUGGUGUUGACUGAAGAAUAUAUUUGCAAGCGAUGCAAAGUUUAUGUAAAAACACUUCUUUGCAGCAUAGUUGCGAGCGUACAACUCAAUAAAAAGGGAAAGAACCCUGCAUUCUGGUGUUGUAACAUUCUAACGAGACGCUCUUCUAACGAUUAUUCAUAUCCCGCAAGUUUUCUCUUACAACGUUCGAACAAAGUGUAAAGUUGUGAAAAAGAAUAUUAUUGUUAAAAGUUGCAAGAUGCAAACUGUAAAAUUCUGAAAGUCCUAAAAUUUAAGGUUGUCAAAAAUUAGCGCCAAUAUUCGAAGUAGAUUCAAUGAGUGGCCAAUCAACGUGGAUCAUCGCGAUACUCUACCUACAUUUAUUGGAGGCAGAUUCGACCGCCAUUAACCGCCAUCGGUUGCUGACACUCAAGGAUAUUUAAUUAACACAGGCUGUUAGCCAAAUACCGAUUGAUGUUGAAAGACGCGUUGACUGUUUACCGAUGAGAUUAAGCAGAUUGAGAAGAUUUCCGAUUUCCCGUUUGUUCUCACUAGGACACCGACCCUAACAGAACGGAGCGUAAAUAAGUGAGCACUCCAAAGGAGUGAAACCAAGUCAUAAGUCCUUUGGCAACAUCGAUGGUUCGGUAAAAAAGUAUAAACGUGAUAUUUUUCCAAUUACCUACUAUGAUCACCGCUUUUUUGUUGUUAAUUUCAAGUUUCAACCAUUGCUAAUCCCGCAUUGCACCCUCAUCUCUUCUUCUAAAUGUAUAACCUGUCCGACUUCGUUAAAAAUGGAAAACAAUGAAGAAGAGAUGGAGGUUCAAGAAGCAGAUGAGCCAGUAAUCCUGGCUCCUGAUAAUCGUGUCAACACUCCUAUACGGGAAGUGGUACACAUAUCAGAACCAGAGACAGACCAAGAAGCUCAGGUUAUUGAGCAUAGUGAACCAGUAAUCUUUCGAUCUGUACAAGGGGAAGAGAAUGUACCAAUUUUCCAAAAACCACAAGCAAACAACAAUAACGAAGAGCUUCUCGAAAUUGGAAACAAAAGAAAAGACCCAGGCUCGGAUGAGGAGGCAGACCUAGAUUCGGGUCAAUCAUGUCCGAUUUGCAUGGAUCUGUGGAACAACUCUGGAGAACAUCGUCUCUGUUCUUUACGCUGCGGACAUCUGUUUGGAUAUAGUUGUAUUCAGCGUUGGUUACAAACUGGAUGUAACGCAGGAGCGCGUCGAUGUCCUCAGUGCAAUCACAAGGCUUCGGCUAAGGAUAUACGCGUAUUGUAUGUCAAAAAGUUAUCAGCAGUUGAUACUAGUGAAGCGGACAAACUGAAAGUAGAAUUAAGCAAAGUUACAGCAGAGAAAAGUCGGCUGCAGAUGGAACUGGAAAGGUACAUAAUACGGCAGAAAUUAUUCGACCAACAGCUGGCUGGUAUGAAGCAGCGAAUAUUAGAACUUGAAAGUCAGCAACUGCAAAUGGGAAAGGAAUAUCAAUCGAGCCUACAGCACUCAAAUUCGCAACCAAUGUUAAAGAAAUUUCAUCUUGAACGAUCGAUUGACAUUUGUAAAGAUGGCGGGUGCAGAGUUCUUGCCUAUAAUGCGUGGUACCAGACCUUAGUCAUAUCACAAAAAUCCACAAAUGCCUUAUUUUCUGGGUAUGGAAUAAAAAAAAUUGAUUCCAGAGAAUUUCGAUCUCGACAAUUCGUCUUCCUGCAUUCUCAGGCCAUCAGAGACGUGUCGUUCAAUCCUUACAUAAACGAAAUACUCCUUAGUGUUGGAUUCGACAAGUGUGCAAAGUUGAUGGACAUCCACAAUAAUACAGUGGUUCACAAUUAUCAGACGGAUUCGCAGCUAUGGAGCUGUUGUUGGGCCGGUAAUAAUCACAAUGUCUUUUUGGCCGGUGCCCAAGACGGUUCUGUCAGACAAUUCGAUAUUAGACAAACGGCUGGCCCAAUCAGCAAAAUAGACGGACCAGGAGACAGAUCACCGGUCGUCGCUUUAGCAAAGGUUGCACCAGCUUACGACAGUGGAAUACCGGCUGGAGGGUUCAUAGCUUGUCGCCUGAAUAGUUGUUUCGCAUACGAAAGCAAAGAUGCGGAGUUUACAGGCAAGCAAAUGUUUCUUGAAGGGCCGUUUGUGUCAGUUUGCUACGAUUCCGAAAGCAAACAUGUCGUGGUUUCGUCUCGCCCAAACCCCAGGCAACCGCAGGCAAGGCAUACUGUUUGUACAAUUGAAAAAGGUACCGAGGAUAUAAUCGUUUGCAAUAUCGUUCACACUUUCCAAGGUGGAAAUUCACAGAAAUUACUUUCUAGACCGUGUCAGAUAAAGACUGAAAAUGACACGCUUCUAGCCGCUCAUCAAGAAGCUACCAGCUCUAUACCAAUUUGGAGCAUAUCAACUGGUAAACAGAUCUAUAAUCUUCCUGUUUCUGAUCCUGUGAUAGACUUCUGCGCCUUUAAUACUAAAAACAAUGACCUCUUUCUAGCAACGCUCUCUCAAAAGAAACUAAGGGCAUAUAAAUAUGGUAAUUGAUUAUUUGUAAGAUAAAUGCAUACAGACGUUGACGUCAAGUGUUAUUAAGGAAUAGCAUGAUGUAAAAUCAUAAUCGAAUGUGUUUUAUUUACUAGUGAAAUAGAAAGUGAAAAAAACUUGUUUAAACUAUACAAUAUGUCAUAUACGUGUGUGUAAUUAAAUUUAUGUGAUACCGAUUAUUGUAGCGUAAGUAUUUUGUAUCGAAUAAAAAAAUUUUCUUUAUAGAUUAGGCACAUUUUUUAAGAGUGCUAUAAGCCCUGUUUUUAAAUAUUGACCGAAUAAUUUUUUUACUUCCAGUAAUUCAAAACUGUAUACUAUUUAUA